Messenger RNA from Polypterus senegalus (gray bichir), 1833 nucleotides. Its product is annotated as tripartite motif-containing protein 16-like. Gene Ontology annotation, molecular function: zinc ion binding; protein binding. NCBI's taxonomy places the organism in Eukaryota, Metazoa, Chordata, Cladistia, Polypteriformes, Polypteridae. The coding region runs from base 1 to 1686 and encodes 561 amino acids. The record is from RefSeq and is a predicted model, not a curated record. The transcript is spliced from 6 exons.
AUGGCUGAAGCCCAGCUGUGUGGUUUACAGGAUGAGUUCACCUGCUCGGUGUGUCUGGACACCCUGACUGACCCCGUCACCAUCCCCUGUGGUCAUAAUUUCUGUCUGAAGUGCCUCACAGACUGCUGGGAUCAGAGCCAAGAGUGCAGCUGUCCUCAGUGCAGACACACCUUCACCACAAGGCCUGAGCUGAACAGAAACACUCUGCUGAAUGAAGUCAUCAAGAAAUUAAAGAAGACGGCACUCAGUCUUCCUCCUCCUUCUCCGUCUCAAAAUUAUGCCUGCCCUGGAGACGUGGAGUGUGACUUCUGUACUGGGAAGAAGUUCAGAGCAGUGAAGUCCUGUCUAACCUGCCCGGCCUCCUACUGUCAGACUCACCUGAUGCCUCACUAUGAAGGAGAUGCCCUGAAGCACCACAAGCUGGUUGAUCCUGAUAGAAAUCUGAAGGAGAAACUCUGCGAGAAACAUCAGAAAAGUCUGGAAAUAUUCUGUAAAACUGAUGAGAUGUGUAUCUGCUUGAUGUGUGUGGUGACUGGACAUAAAAAUCAUGAAAUGGUCGAGCUGGAGACUGAAAGGGAAGAAAAACAGAAACAGCUGGAGGCGACACUGAGUGACAUCAAGAGGAGACUUGAGGAGAAAGAGAAGACAUUAAAGAAGACGAGGAGGGUGAUGGAUGAGAUGAAGAUGUCUGUGAAAAGAGAUGUGGAAGAAAAUGAGAAGAGGUUCACUGCUUUGAUACGGUGCAUUGAGAAAGCCCAAAGGAAACUGACUGAGAGGAUCAAAGAACAAGAAAAGAGAGAAGUGGAGAAGGCUGAAGGAGUCAUGGAGCAACUUGAGAAAGAGAUUGAGGAGCUGAAGAGGAGAGAAGCUGAGCUGAAGGAGCUUUCAGAGACCAAGGACCAUCUCCAAUUCCUACAGACUUUCUCAUCUCACUGUGGCCUUCCUGCUGAUGGAGACUUGCUGAGCUUCACUGUCACCACUGAUUUCUCUUCUGAGAACUUGAGAAAUGAGCUGUCAGGUCUGAAAAAGAGUCUGGAGAAGAUCAGCCAGUGGGUCAUCAUGACAAGGACUCCAUCAGCUCAUGAAGCUCCAGUUUUUGCCCUCCAGCCUCCUGAACCUCAGAGCAGAGACGACUUUUUAAAAUACUUCUGUCCCCUCACACUGGACAUCAACACGGCACACAGAGUCCUCCUUCUGUCUGAAGGGAACAAGAAGGUGACAGGUGAGGAGAAGGUGGCUACAUAUCCUGAUCAUCCUGACAGAUUUGACUUCUGGCCUCAAGUUCUGUGCACAGAGGCUCUGACUGGGACUCGCUGUUACUGGGAGGUGGAGUGCAGUGGACACUGUGUGAUGAUUGGAGUUGCAUAUAAAGGAGUGAACAGGAAAGGAAAGGGCAGGGAGUGCCUCCUUGGAAACAACAAGAAGUCCUGGAGUUUGCAGUGGUCUCAUUCCCAGUGCUUUGUGUGUCACAAUAUCAAAGAGACUGUAAUCAGUGGCCCCUACAGUCCCAGAAUAGGUGUGUAUCUGGACUGGUCUGCUGGCUCUCUGUCAUUUUAUAGCAUCUCACACACAAUGACCCUCCUGCACAGGUUCAACACCUCCUUCACUGAGCCCCUCUAUCCAGGGUUUUGUCUUGGUCUUCACUGCAGUGUAACAAUCAGCCGUCUGACACCAUGUGACCACUGACCAGUACCCUCCACUGGUCACCUGAUGUCCCCAGUAGCUCAGGUCCUCUAAGUAUUUGUAGUUUUGCUUUCAGGUGGAGUGGUGGCUCUGCACUGGUAUCCCGAAGGUUGCCGGUUCGAAUCCCCGUUACUGCCAAAAGAGAUGCUA